Bombus pyrosoma is the source of this 1207-nucleotide messenger RNA. RefSeq names its product cell wall protein DAN4-like. Bases 101 to 967 code for a protein of 288 amino acids. The transcript has 4 exons. Lineage: Eukaryota; Metazoa; Arthropoda; Insecta; Hymenoptera; Apidae. The record is from RefSeq and is a predicted model, not a curated record.
GAUAAGCCAGCAAAGGGUAUUUCUACACCUCCAAGCUUUUCAGCAUUCGUGGAUGAACACUCGUAGCAUCGACGUGAAUUAAAUAGUUAUAGUAAGAAACAUGAGAGUGCACGAAUUUUUAAUAAUCUUGUUCACGAUCGGACUCGUUGCCUUACAACCGGGGGAAGGAACGCUCCAGUGCUACAAAUGCGACGGCGAUUCAUGUAAGGAACAGAAACUUGCCUUGGAAACGUGCAAGGCCGAUUCUCCAGUCACGACUACAACCAAUCCUCCAGACACGACUAGAACCAAUCCUCCAGACACGACUACAACCAAUCCUCCAGACACGACUAGAACCAAUCCUCCAGACACGACUACAACCAAUCCUCCAGACACGACUACAACCAAUCCUCCAGACACGACUACAACCAAUCCUCCAGACACGACUACAACCAAUUCUCCAGACACGACUACAACCAAUCCUCCAGACACGAUUUUAACCGGCUCUACAAUCUCGAGUACAUCCUCGACUAACGCCGGAGCUUCAAUUUCGAGUAAAUCCUCGAAUAAACCCCAAGCUUCAACUUCGAGUAUAUCCUCGGAUAAACCCGAAACUUCAACCUCGAUUAAAUCAACGACCACGAAGAAUGUCCCGACUAAACCAAAGAUCCAGAGUUCAACCACGAUUGAAUCAACGACCACGGAGAAAAACUUGCUUUCAGCUUUCACGAAUACUGAUAGAAAGCGUAGAAGUGUGAUCGAUCGGUUCUCACGAAUACAGUACGAUAGUGACAACGUUACAUAUCACUGUUAUUCAGAAACUGUGAAUGGCGUGGUAUCCAAGGGUUGUACCGCGGAAAAAGAUUUCUGUAAAGAUAAAGAUUCAUGUAACCUGUGCGAAACGAAUGAAUGCAAUUCGGCAACGUCAACUGUUGUAUUUACAUCUAUGAUCUUCUCUUUGGCAUUAAUCGUAUUAUUUGUAAGAUAAACUAACAAUUUUCUUAUUGUAAAGCCAGCUUUUUCAACAAUAACAAUCAACAAUGCCUCAGCAACGAUCAACUAGGUCUUUCCAUUUCUUCUUGAUAAACAGAGACAUUGUAUCGAACGGGCGUAGAGUUUUAUAAAUUUAACAGGAAGAAAGAAAUGGGAUUCUAUUGACAAUUAUAACUAAAAUAGCAUAUUGUACAUAUAUCUAUAAAUUUGUAAAAUAAAAGCUUUAUUUAUGUAA